UCUUGGUCGCUCACAGCAGCCCGAGCCGGGGGCUCCGUUUAAUAAGGGAGCGAGCAAAGAGACAGACAAGGGAGAAGGCGAAGGAGGUGGCGGCGGCGACGACGGCUGCUGCUGCUGCUGAGGCGGCGGCAGCGGCGGAGGAAAAAUAAAAAAUAAAGAGCGAGCGAAAGAGAAAGGAGAGCGAGAAUGUCCGCCAUGGGCUCUCCUCUCCUGUGCGCAUUCUCCGUUUCUUCAUGAAUUAGAGCCGAAGGGGUGGGGGCGGGGAGAGACGAAGACACCCCAAGGCCCCCAGGCAUGGCCAGUUCGUGUGCUGUUCAGGUGAAACUGGAGCUUGGGCACCGAGCCCAGGUGAGGAAGAAACCCACAGUGGAGGGUUUUACUCACGAUUGGAUGGUGUUCGUAAGAGGACCAGAGCAUAGUAACAUUCAGCACUUUGUGGAGAAAGUCGUCUUUCACUUGCAUGACAGCUUCCCUAGGCCAAAAAGAGUGUGCAAAGAUCCACCGUACAAAGUUGAGGAAUCUGGGUAUGCUGGUUUCAUUUUGCCAAUAGAGGUUUACUUCAAGAACAAGGAAGAACCGAAGAAAGUCCGCUUUGACUAUGAUCUAUUCCUGCAUCUGGAAGGCCACCCACCUGUAAACCAUCUUCGCUGUGAAAAGCUUACUUUCAACAACCCAACGGAAGAGUUCAGAAGGAAGCUGCUGAAAGCAGGAGGGGACUUCAUUUCCAAAGGAUCUGGUAUCAGAGAACCUGACAUGGCUAAUACUUUCCCUACCCCUAGAGUAUCUCUGCCCUGCACUAGUGUAAAGAUCAUGGUAAUGUCAGAUGGAUCAUCAGCUGCUUCAGGGCAGAGUCUUCACCUCCCCAACCUUCCCAGUAAUUCCCUGUCUUUUUCUGAAGUGAAGAAGAAAUCAUCUCAUGGGCCAAAGGACCCAAGUAAGAGUAUAAGCACUAGCAGCAGCAGUAGUAACAGUUUUUCAAAGCCCCAUAAAUUAACAAAGGAGCACAAGGAGAAACCUUCUAAAGACUCGAAAGAACAUAAAAGUGCCUUCAAAGAACCUUCCAGGGAACAUAACAAAUCUUCCAAAGAAUCCUCUAAAAAACCCAAAGAAAACAAACCACUAAAGGAUGAAAAAAUAGUUCCUAAGAUGGCCUUCAAGGAACCCAAACCUAUGUCAAAGGAGCCAAAAUCUGAAAAUAACAUACUUACCAUAACAGGUGGACAGCAACAAGAAAAGAAGGCCCCUACAAAAAGGCCUCCCGGUAUGGAUUCUGAGGAUCUUGCAGCCAAAAAGAAGAAGAAAAGUGGCUCAGAGGCUUUAUUUAAAAGUUUUUCUACUGCUCCUCCACUGAUACUUACUUGUUCCACUGCUGACAAAAGACAGACAAAGGAUAAAUCUCAGUUUAAGGUUGGGAAAGUCAAAAUGGAAAGUGAGACGCUGGAGAAGAAGAAGAAUACGUUACCACCAUUUGAUGAUAUUGUGGACCCUAAUGAUUCCGAUAUGGAGGAGAACAUGUCCUCAAAAUCUGAAUCUGAGCAACCUAGUCCUGCCAGUUCUAGCUCCAGUUCCAGCUCCAGUUUUACACCAUCUCAGAACAGUCGACAACAAGGUCCUUUGAGGUCUAUAAUGAAAGAUCUGCAUUCUGAUGAUAAUGAAGAUGAAUCUGAUGAAGCAGAUGAGAAUGACAAUGACUCUGAGAUGGAGAGACCUGUAAAUACGCAUGGAGGAAGCAGGGGGGGUCGCAGAGUUAGUCUAAGCGAUGGAAGUGACAGUGAUAGCAGUUCGGCAUCUUCACCGUUACGCCAUGAACCUCCACCUUUAUUAAAAACCAACAAUAACCAGAUUCUAGAAGUGAAGAGUCCUAUAAAACAGAGUAAAUCUGAUAAACAAAUUAAGAACGGUGAUUGUGAUAAGGCAUAUCUUGAUGAACUAGUUGAGCUCCACAGAAGGUUAAUGACACUAAGGGAAAGACAUGUACUGCAACAGAUUGUAAACCUUAUAGAAGAAACGGGACACUUUCAUAUCACGAACACAACGUUUGACUUUGACCUUUGUUCACUGGACAAAACAACUGUUAGAAAAUUACAGAGUUACCUGGAAACAUCUGGAGCAUCCUGAGGACGUAGCUCCUGGCUGCAUCAAAAACUGCUCUCACUCUUCUGCUCUUUUUUUAAAAGGAAAUAAAACAUUCAGAAUGAUGCAGCCAAAAUGGCAACAGUAUCAACAAAAAUCAACCAACUCUCUUCAGCUUUAUUUUUUUUGUUAAAGCCAGUCAUCAUCUCUUGAUAUAGGAGAAGAAAAGUGACAAGCUUCAGAGGAUUGCUCUUCUCACCAAGGAAAUGCUCUGGAAGAGUUAGCCUGGAUAGCCUUGAAAAAAAAAACACUUAAUGAAUGUGUAUGGUAUCAUGUAUCUCUCUGUGGUAUUCCAGGCCACAGGACGAAUGCAUGUUCAACACACUGCCUUAUUACAUAACUGAUCUAUUUAUUAUUGCAUACGCAUAUUCUAAAAGUCCUUGAGGGAAUGACACUACCAGAUGUUACAAGUUCUUGUGUCCCAUGUAUGCUCCUUUGAUGCAGCGCCAGUGCCGUCACAAGCCUUCUGACCUUACUCUUGAUUCGAUGCCACUCUUUUCUGACCUUUUGCUAUUCCGUUUUCAAAACCUGUUGUCCUGUUUCUUCAAUGCUUCGAAACAAGAU
Molecule: messenger RNA, 2697 nt
Organism: Elgaria multicarinata webbii
Lineage: Eukaryota; Metazoa; Chordata; Lepidosauria; Squamata; Anguidae
Gene: MLLT3
Product: MLLT3 super elongation complex subunit
Exons: 13
Coding region: 295-2118 (607 amino acids)
Biological process (GO): positive regulation of DNA-templated transcription
Cellular component (GO): transcription elongation factor complex
Molecular function (GO): chromatin binding
Source: RefSeq, a predicted model, not a curated record